Messenger RNA from Marasmius oreades (fairy-ring Marasmius), 1704 nucleotides. RefSeq lists its product as uncharacterized. Bases 1 to 1704 code for a protein of 567 amino acids. The record is from RefSeq and is a predicted model, not a curated record. Gene Ontology annotation, molecular function: protein binding. NCBI's taxonomy places the organism in Eukaryota, Fungi, Basidiomycota, Agaricomycetes, Agaricales, Marasmiaceae. The transcript has 2 exons.
AUGAUGUUGGAUUCAGGCGUCUCUCAUUCAGCACAAGCGAACGAUAAUAAUCACAGUCCAGUCAUGGACUGUGAUUCGAUGAACAUUGUGACGCCCGUCUCCAAAACCGAGCAUACCAGCUAUUCCACUGGGUCCCUGAAGGAACUCUUUCGCUCUAUCGUGACCGUUCAAGAUAGAUACUCCAUCAACAGCCUUCUCAGCGAUGCACAGCAUGAACUGAAAUCCUACGAGCACGAGAUUCACCGGUUGAAGGCGACGGUCAUGGCACUAGAAUCUAAAAGGGAUUGGUUGAAGCGAUCGAUUACGCGCUAUCGUUCCUUACUGGCCCCGAUACGCACCCUUCCUCCAGAAAUUUUAACGAAUAUAUUCGCGCUUUGCUGCGAGGAGAAUACGCUGGACAUAGAGCGUGCAUCUCCUGUCGUCAUCCUCUCCAUGGUCUGCGCGCAAUGGAGGGAGAUCGUUGUUUCCACCCCACGCCUAUGGUCUUCGCUUUGCAUCGAUUUCCAGCAUUGGGAUGUGGUGGCAGAUCGUGUUGCGCUAGAACGAAUGACAAGACUUUUCCUGAAGCGUUCCAAAAAAUCACCCUUGAAAUUGGUAUUACAACUACCGGAAUCGAAGAACCGCGAUUUCCAUACGGCUUCCACGUUAGACGCCCUGGUUGACACCGCUAACCGUUGGCGCGAUGUCACUCUUUUCUCACCGUGGAAUGUAGGACCGAGUAGGCCUAUAUUACAAGGGCUCCGAGGCCAACUUCCUAAUCUUAGCUCCCUUCAUCUCAAUGGGACUGGACCAGACGACGUCAAAUUCGAUUUCUUCAGUAGUUGUCCAUCUCUUCACUCUCUUCGCAUCCAGCCUGGCGACGAUCCCUAUGGUCCUGAAUACCCAACACCAAGACUCAUUCUGCCAUGGGAACAGAUAACGUCCCUAAAGAUGUACAAUUCCUUCGCCCCAUCUGCUUUAUCACUUUUAUCGCAAUGCUCCAACGUCGAGUACCUCGAGCUUUCUCUAGUUGGUGGAGGACCAAAUUACUCUGCAGACAUCGUUUCAGAUGCUUUACGGUGUUUGACAAUCGAAGCCCGUGAACAAGACGAUGUUUCGUGCAUUUUCCAGUCGUCCACACUCCGCAAUCUGUCUGUCAUCGACAUUUCCGGGGAUAUCGCAGAGCCGACCAGAGAUUGGAUCUCCUGGGACGGCGGACCGUUAACGGACUUCAUCCGACGCUCGUCAUGUACGAUUACAUCUUUUCGGUUGAAGUGGGUUCCUAUUAAGGAUGUCCAAUUGAUCUCGUUGCUCGAGUUGAUGCCUGCUCUGAGGAGUCUCCGGAUAGAGGAAUAUACGACGGAACAGACGAGUGUACCGUUCAAUCGAGUGGUCAAUCAACGAUUUCUUGGUCAUCUCGCUCUAGAACGGGACGCGGAUUCAGAAUAUCGUUCAUCCAAGUCGUUGUUCUUACCUCGCCUGACGGACUUGUCUUUGGUUAUGCACAAUGAUAAUAUGGAUGCGGGGGCUUUGGUGCAGGCUGUAUCGUCUCGAUGGCUCCCUGAUCCAGAGCAUGCGUCGGUCAUUGGUGCAGAAUGUAUACAGUCUUUGGCUGUUGUGGUUAUUGGGGAGGACGGAGAUUCGUGUACUAGUCUUGAGAUACUAUCGACGUUGGAGUGUCUACGGACUACAGGUGGACGUGUGAAUAUCUCGAGCAGGCUCUAG